Messenger RNA from Punctularia strigosozonata HHB-11173 SS5, 1236 nucleotides. Its product is annotated as RBP11-like subunits of RNA polymerase. Gene Ontology annotation, molecular function: protein dimerization activity; DNA binding. NCBI's taxonomy places the organism in Eukaryota, Fungi, Basidiomycota, Agaricomycetes, Corticiales, Punctulariaceae. The transcript is spliced from 9 exons. The record is from RefSeq and is a predicted model, not a curated record. Gene Ontology annotation, cellular component: RNA polymerase III complex; RNA polymerase I complex. Gene Ontology annotation, biological process: DNA-templated transcription. The coding region runs from base 26 to 1165 and encodes 379 amino acids.
CGUACAUCCGACCGCAUUCCCCAACAUGCCUCCUCGGACCGCUGGCCCAUCAGUAUCUGACCCACGGAGGCACAUCAAGGUUCUCCCCGAGCGCGUGGCCGAUGUCUCCAGCACGGAUUUCCCUGGCCACUACCCCGGCAAGGAGGAGGAGCACAGCUGGGACUUGGCUCGCUUCAAGAAGAACCUUCAAGUGAAAGUGACUCGUCUAUCGCAACGCUCAGUCGAGUUCGACCUUGUCGGAGUUGACGCUUCGAUAGCGAACGCUAUCCGUCGCAUUCUAAUCGCGGAGGUACCUACCAUCGCGAUAGAGCACGUUUACGUGUGGAAUAACACCUCGGUCAUCGUCGACGAAGUUCUGUCUCAUCGCCUUGGCCUUGUGCCUCUGAAUGUAGAUCCGGCCCUCUUGGACGAACGAGAUCCUCCGCCGGAUGACCAGGCCACGGACCGCAACACCAUUGUGUUCCGCCUUCACGUCGCAUGUGAACGAAAGAAGAAGGAUUCAAAAGCAAAGGGCAAGGGCAAAGAGCCGCAGCCCGUUGAAGAGCAGCAUCCUGACGAGCUAUACGUGAACCACGAGGUCCUUUCAGGCCAACUAGAGUGGGUUCCGCAAGGCGAUCAGGCUUCGUAUGAACCCUUCAUAAAAAAGCGUCCUGCUCCGACCAACCCAGAUAUAGUGCUCGCCAAGCUGCGGCCAGGCCAAGAAAUUGAGAUGGAGUUGCACGCGGUCAAAAGCGUCGGAAAAGAUCACGCAAAGUUUUGCCCCGUCGCGACGGCAUCAUAUCGUCUCCUCCCUCACAUCAUUCUCAACCCUGACAAGCCUGUACCUCCCGAAUACGCGGAAAAGUUCCAAAAAUGUUUUGCUCCCGGCGUCAUCAAAGUGGAUCCGAAGACGAAGGCUGUUUCUGUUGACCAGAAGAACGUCAGGAAAGAGACCAUGAGUCGAGAAGUGUUUCGCCAUCCCGAGUUCGAAGGCUGCGUGGAUCUCAGGAGAGUGCGGGAUUACUUUCUAUUUAACAUCGAGUCCGAAGGUGCCUAUGAGCCGCAACGGCUGAUGCACGAAGCUGUCAGUGUCAUGCGCUCCAAGAUUGCUACAAUUCGCCGCGCCGCGGAAGCGAUAAGGAAUGGCGCAUCGGGCUACGAGGAUGUAGUCAUGGGCGAUGCCUAGCGUAGGGUAUUAUAUUGUCUAUUUAGGCAGUCGGUUCUGUAUUUGAGCAUGUUCAAAUCCUCAUAUCAAGC